AUGACAUCUAAAAAUUCCUCCAGACCGUCGCUGCUGAAUCGUCUUCGGUCAAAGACUUCAACACUGUCGCUGCCUGGACUAAGACCGCCGCGCCGUACAUUGGGCGAUUUUCACAUCCGACUAAAUGACCCCCAUCGUGUAUACUCACCAACAGAUACUGUCAAGGGAUCGGUGUGUCUUACGGUCGAAAAAGCACUAAACUUCACUCACCUCGUCGUAAACCUGGUUGGCCGUGUGGACUUGAACUUGCCGUCGACAAAGGAUUCGGGAAAGAAACGAAAGGAGUGGGAUGCGGAAUACGACGAUGGAUCAGGUGGCGGAAUUGUGCUGUGUAGGGACGAGAGUGUAUUGUGUGGUGAGGGAAGACUAGAGCCGGGAAAGUAUGAAUUCAAGUUCGAGUUGUUCUUCGUCCUGGUUGGGAAGAUGGUUGGAGGUCUGCCGAGCUCUUUGGAUUUUGAGAAGGGUUCAAUAUCGUACACAAUAUCAUCGACCCUGACGCGGCCUACAACGUUGUCGGCGACUACAACAUGUACAACAAAGAUCAAUCUUCUAGAGACUAUUGAUAUCGGCCAUCUACCAAAACCAAAGCCACACAUUAUCCAACUGGAGCCUAUUGUAUCUCGGCGGUCACGGAAACGACCUUCAUCACCGGCAACUACACCGUCGGUCGCAUCAUCACCAAACAGUUCUCAUGGAAAUUUACCACCUUCCUCGGACCCUGGCUAUCUAUCACCAACAUCUACUCCGGCAUAUAUAAAAUCAAAAACUAUAACUGCAUCUAUCGAGAUGGCGAAGGGCGGCGCUCUUCGUGGCGACAAUAUUCCUAUAAAGAUAUCCGUCCACCACACAAAGGCAGUCAAAUCCUUGAAUGGUAUAAUAUUAACUCUUUACCGGCAGACUCGUUUUGACCCAGCACACCGCCCACAACCACUGAAAAAGGCGCUUUCUACGACAGCUGUAGGCAGUGGUACAUUCCGGAAGGACCUGUCACAGACUGUCAUGCCGCUAAUAAUCGACCCUAAAACCCUCACUGCCGUCGUGAGGGCUAAUCUGAGAGUCCCCGAAGAUGUAUUCCCUACAAUCAAUUCGGUUCCCGGAGGAGAGGUAUCAUUUAGAUACUGGGUUGAGGUUGUAGUAGAUCUCGGUGGGAAACUAACUGGAAGGGAUGAUAUAUUCAUUGGCGGCGGAACAACAAUACCUGGACUGUCUAGGCCAAAGAGUGCGGAGGAAGGGGGCGUGCGGAUAGCAAGCGAGGGAGGGGUUAUGAUUGAAACGGAACGGAUAAGAAAACGGGAAAAAAGCAUUAUAUUUUGCAAGGUUCCGGUUGUGAUUGGCAGUGUGGACUCAGUGACCGGAAGGGGAAGAAGAGCUGGAGCUCGGCAGAUCUCAAUACCGCAGAUACAGGUAGAAGAGCAGAUGAAUAACGUGGUGGAGGUAGAAUUGGUACCAAUGCCAGCGUCUCCAACAAUACAAUUUCACCAGGAGGAGACAGAGGUGCACGGCGAACGCCAGGAGGGCUGGAGCGAGCAAGCACCGGACUACACACGGCACCCAGAAGCAUCACAUUAUCAAGAGAUGUCACUACUACCGCACGAACCUGAACGAGAAAACGCGGAACAGCCACACGAAGAAAUGGACGAGAAAACACGAAUACGCUUUGCCGAACAGUCGCUCCUGCCUAGUGCACCACCCGGGCUGGAAGCAGGUGAGAGCAGCGCUAGUGCUCCGCCACUUACACCCGCGGGGAUGCCCGACUAUAUGUACUAUCCAUCGGCACCCCCGAUGGAGCCUUCAGAUCAGCAUCAUCAAGAUGUACAGGAAGGUGUGGACGAUAAACAGGAGGCCGAAAGGCUGCGAUUGCUGGCAUCAGCGGGCAGCCCUGACGAUAAUGCAGGAGAGGGUAGCAGCAAUGCGCCAAGUGCUCCUGUAUUAGAUGAACAUGAUCUUGAGGGCGGACUGCCAAGAUAUCAACGAUAA
Molecule: messenger RNA, 1977 nt
Organism: Morchella importuna
Lineage: Eukaryota; Fungi; Ascomycota; Pezizomycetes; Pezizales; Morchellaceae
Exons: 2
Coding region: 1-1977 (658 amino acids)
Biological process (GO): ubiquitin-dependent endocytosis
Cellular component (GO): cytoplasm; cytosol; plasma membrane
Molecular function (GO): ubiquitin protein ligase binding; protein-macromolecule adaptor activity
Source: RefSeq, a predicted model, not a curated record